This is a messenger RNA of Triticum dicoccoides, 3319 nucleotides long. Its product is annotated as U-box domain-containing protein 33-like. Lineage: Eukaryota; Viridiplantae; Streptophyta; Magnoliopsida; Poales; Poaceae. The transcript has 9 exons. Gene Ontology annotation, biological process: protein phosphorylation; protein ubiquitination. Gene Ontology annotation, molecular function: ubiquitin-protein transferase activity; protein kinase activity; ATP binding. Bases 288 to 3023 code for a protein of 911 amino acids. The record is from RefSeq and is a predicted model, not a curated record.
CACAGAAAUAUUGACCCCCGGGCUGAGAGAGCAAGGGAAAGCAGCCAUUUGUUUGCUCCUCCUUGCUCCUAUCUGCCUUGUCGCCUUGGCUACCAACAACAACAACAAACUCAAAGGGUAAGGGUAUGCACUUUUUCACUUUUGUUUCCUCUUCUCUUGGGAGAUUGCUUGCCGCUUUCUCUCGUGGUAGCUAGAUAACAUAUGCACUUUUUCACUUCUCUCCUCUGCACUCUGAGAGGUUGCUAGCUGGUUCUUCUCUGGUGGUAGCUAACAUUUGGUGGUUCCACAUGGCCGUAGUCAGCAGAGCCCGGGCUUCUCUCCCUUCGCCGUCAUCGUCGCCGUUGCCGGCCUUCUCCCCUCGGUCGCCGCAGCCCGAGGUGGCGGAGAGGAUGUUCACGCGUGGAGGGAGCGGCCGGUCGUCGUCGUCCAGUGCCAGCGGGGCUAACAGGAGCGCCAGCCUCAGAGAGAUCGACGAAGAGGCCGCCAUCUUGCAUGAUGCUGAUGAUGAUGACGGUGGAGGGAAGCUGUAUGUCGCCGUCGGGAAGGACAUCAAGGACAGCAGGUCCAACCUCAUCUGGGCAGCUCGGAACCUCCUCGCCGGUGAUCCCAAGCUUGUCCUGCUGCACGUCCACCAGCCUGCCGACAGAAUCAUGAUAGGAUUAUGCAAGGUUCCAGCAAGCCAGGUCGAAGAAAAGGAGCUCAAAGCAUACAGAAAGAUUGAGAAGGAGGAGAUGAACACACUUUUAAACCAGUACCUCAAUUUCUGCAGAGUUUCUCUCAAGAUGCAAGCUGAAACGCUGGUGAUCGAGAAGAACAGUCCUGCAAAUGGGAUUAUUGAGCUCAUUGAUCAGAAUCGCAUUACAAAGCUUGUUAUGGGAACAUCUUCCUUCUCAGUGAAGAGGAAAGUACCAAAAUCAAAAGUUGCAGCCGGUGUGCAUGCACAGGCCAAACCAUACUGCCAGAUCUUCUAUAUUUGCAAAGAGACUCUUGCUUGCUCUAGGGAGGCCACUCAGCUUUGUGCAAAAGUAGAGUCACCCCGAAGUAGCUGCGCUAGCACUAUCUCAGAUCAACCUGAGUUAACUCCAAGAUCCCUAUCACUGCCACCAGGACAUCCAGGUCUUUUAGGCUCUACAGGCCAACAACCCCUUCCACGACGGUCCAACUCAGUCAGUUAUCCCUUGUCUGGAAUGAUAGCAGACAGUGUAGAAAACAUGUCACCUGCAAGGCGGCAGUCAAUUGAUAGUCUCUUAGGCUCUACAGAACAAAAGGCCCUGCCACGACGGUCCAACUCAGUUAGUUAUUCCUUGUCUGGAUCGAUAGCGGGCAGUGUAGAAAUCAUGUCACCUGCAAGGCGGCAGUCGAUUGAUAUGACACCAACAGGUUCCUCUCCGAGUUCCAGCCAGCAAAGCACUGGUGGGUCCUCAUUGGGUCUGAGGGAUUUGGACAGUAUGGAUGGUUCACCAGUGCCUGUUUCAGUUGCAAGCUCUGAAGAAGAACAUCAGCACUCUACGGUGGAAAUACGUGAAAUGUUUGAGCAACUGCACCGAGUCCGCAAUCAGCUAGAGCGCUCGAAAAAGGAAGGGUCUGAGGGCCGGCAGAAAGCCGAGAAGAACUUGUUUGAAUCUUCUAUGAUGUUCAAAGCACGGGAGAGUUCACUCUGCAAAGAAAAAAAGGAGGUAGAGGAAAGGCUAACAAGAGAAAAGGCUGACCUUGAAAAAGAGCACUUCCAUGUAUGCAACGAGCUGCAGAAGGUAAAUGAGCAAAGAGCAGAAUUGGAGAGCAAGCUUCUCCAGACAAAUGCCCUAAUGGAAGAGCUCCAACAGUUGCAAGCAGAGCUGCAGCGUGAGAAAGACCAUGCUGUUAAAGAAGCUGAAGAAAUGCGCCAAACAAAUGGUAACAGUGUAUUUGGCUCUACUAGUGCUGUUGCCCUAACAGAAUUCAGCUACACAGAGAUAGAAGAGGCAACGGACAACUUUGAUGACUCCAAAAAGAUUGGCAGUGGUGGGUGUGGAACCGUCUACAAGGGAUUUCUCCGUCAUACUACCGUAGCCAUAAAGAAAUUCAACCGUGAAGGCACAACAGGAGAUAAAGAGUUCAAUGACGAGGUAGAAACACUUUCUAGGAUGAGGCAUCCAAACCUUGUCACUCUGAUAGGAGUGUGCAGGGAGGCCAAAGCGUUGGUCUCCGAAUUCCUGUCGAACGGAAGCCUAGAGGACUGCCUGCAGUGCGAGCACCAAAGAGAGCCACUCUCAUGGCGAAUGCGCAUCAAAAUCGCUGCCGACAUCUGCACGGGACUUAUCUUCCUCCACUCUAACAAACCAAAAGGCAUUGCCCAUGGCGAUCUGAAGCCUGACAAUGUCCUUCUUGACACUAGCUUUGUUUGCAAACUGGCAGACUUUGGAAUCUCUCGUCCCUUGGAUCUGACAAACACCACCGUCACCCCUUACCACCGAACAAACCAAAUUAAAGGCACAAUGGGAUACAUGGAUCCAGGAUACAUCGCCUCAGGGGAGAUCACAGCUCAGUAUGAUGUCUACUCCUUUGGUGUAGUUCUGAUGCGGUUGCUGACUGGCAAGAACCCCCUAGGCCUUCCGAAUGAGGUGGAGGCAGCCUUGAGCAAUGACAUGUUGCAAGAUAUAAUUGAUACUUCUGGAGGGGAAUGGCCACCUGAGUACACUGAAGAGUUGGCAAGACUAGCACUGAGAUGUUGCCGGUAUGAACGGAAGGAGCGGCCUAAUCUUGCAAAUGAAGCCUGGGGUAUCCUGCAAGCUAUGAUGAACUGUCCAGAUGAUAAAUGCAAGCCACCAACGUUUUUCAUCUGUCCAAUGACACAGGAGAUCAUGAGGGAUCCACACAUUGCUGCCGAUGGAUUCACAUAUGAAGGUGAGGCCAUCAAGGACUGGCUUCAAAGGGGGCAUAAAAUGUCCCCCAUGACCUACCUCAGCUUCACACACCAUGAGUUAAUGCCGAACAAUGCCCUUCGUUUUGCAAUUCAAGAAUGGCAAAUGCAACAGCAACCGUGAUUUUUAACCUUCCAUUUGAUCUGCGCAGUCGUGUUAGGAAGUGAAGCAAAUGGUUUGCAAGUUUGUAUAGUCUGUAGAGAAUUCAUUUUCCCCCACUUUAGCAGUUAGCGCUUUCUCAAUGUUUGGGCCCACAAACGAGAAGUGAUGUACAUGUUUUCGGUCACAUGUUCUUGGGAUGAACUGACAUGGCAUGUAACUCUCCAAGAGAGAGUGGGUAUUCAGGUUCAUUGAAAAGUGAUGGUGUAUGGACAUUUUAAUUCCCUCUCAGUUAUGCAAAGUUGAGAGUUAGAGUCAAA